Molecule: messenger RNA, 1904 nt
Organism: Chelonoidis abingdonii (Abingdon island giant tortoise)
Lineage: Eukaryota; Metazoa; Chordata; Testudines; Testudinidae
Product: syntaxin-binding protein 2
Biological process (GO): vesicle-mediated transport
Source: RefSeq, a predicted model, not a curated record
GCUCAGAACCGGACGCGGGCGCGGUCCCGGGCAGCCGGAGGCCGGAGAUGGCCCCGUCCGGGCCUGAAGGCGUGUGGGCGAAGAAGAUCCUCAGCGGCGUCAUUCGCAGCGUGAAGAAGGAAGGAGAAUGGAAGGUGCUGAUCAUGGACCACCCCAGCAUGCGCAUCCUCUCAUCGUGCUGCAAGAUGUCCAACAUCCUGGCCGAAGGCAUCACGAUCGUGGAAGAUAUAAAUAAGCGCCGGGAGCCAAUCCCCAGCCUGGAGGCCAUCUAUCUGCUCAGCCCUGUGGAGAAGUCGGUGCAGGCUCUGAUCAAUGACUUCCGGGGCACCCCCACCUUCACCUACAAGGCGGCUCACGUCUUCUUCAUGGACACCUGUCCUGAGCCUCUGUUCAACGAGCUGAGCAAGUCACGGAUCACCAAGGCCAUCAAAACCCUCAAGGAGAUCAAUGUGGCCUUCCUGCCCUACGAGAGCCAGGUAUAUUCCCUGGACAAGCCACAGACCUUCCACAACUGCUUCAGCCACUACCGCUCCUUGGACAAGAACAAGCAGAUGGAGAUGCUGGCAGAGCAGAUUGCCACAUUGUGUGAAACCCUGAAGGAGUAUCCAGCCAUCCGCUAUAGGAAGGAUCAUGAAGAUAACUUCCACCUGGCGCAUGCUGUGCUGGCCAAACUCAACGCAUUCAAGGCAGACAACCCGAGCAUGGGAGAGGGCCCCGACAAAGCCCGCUCUCAGCUGCUGAUUGUGGACCGGAGCUUCGACCUGGUGUCCCCACUGCUGCACGAGCUCACCUUCCAGGCCAUGGCCUAUGACCUGCUCAGCAUCGAGAACGACACCUACAAGUACGAGACAACGGGCAUCAGCGACUCGCGGGAGAAAGUGGCACUGCUGGACGAAGACGACGAACUCUGGGUGCAGCUGCGCCACAUGCACAUUGCUGACGUCUCCAAGAAGGUGACGGAGCUGCUGCGCACUUUCUGUGAGAGCAAGAGGCUGACCACGGACAAGGCCAACAUCAAGGACCUGUCCCAGAUCCUGAAGAAGAUGCCCCAGUACCAGAAAGAGCUGAACAAGUACUCCACACACCUGAACCUGGCUGAGCACUGCAUGCGGCACUUCAAAGGGACGGUGGAGAAGCUGUGCAGCGUGGAGCAGGACCUGGCUAUGGGGACGGACGUGGACGGGGAGAAGAUCAAAGACCCCAUGAAGAUUAUCGUGCCCGUCCUGCUGGACCCCAGCGUCCAGGCCUACGACAAGAUCCGCAUCAUCCUGCUCUACAUCUUCCUGAAGAACGGUGUGGGCGAGGAAAACCUCACCAAGCUGAUCCAGCAUGCCAACAUCCAGCAGCAGAGCAACAUCAUCCACAACAUGCAGCUCCUGGGCACCUCCCUCACGCCUGGGAGCGGGCAGCUGCAACCCGAGAGGAAGCUGCGACUGGAGUCCACCUACCAGCUUUCCCGCUGGACCCCCAGGCUCAAAGACGUCAUGGAGGACACCAUUGAGGACAAAUUGGACAAGAAGCUGUGGCCCUUCGUUUCGGACCCAGUCCCUGCCGCCAGCUCCCAGGCUGUUGUCAGCGCCCGCUUCGGGCAUUGGCACAAGAACAAGCCAGCGGCUGAGUACCGGACAGGCCCGCGCCUCAUCAUCUAUGUGCUGGGUGGGGUGUCCAUGUCUGAGAUGCGCUGUGCCUAUGAAGUGACCCAGGCCACCGAGGGCAAGUGGGAGGUGGUGAUCGGUUCCAGUCACAUCCUGACCCCCAAGGGCUUCCUGGAUGACGUCCAAGCCCUCGACCAGGCAGCCCCCGUGGAGGCCUAAAGCAGCCCCCUCCCCCCAGAGACUCUGUCCCCCACAGCUCGCUGCCUCCAGCUCCACCUGCUCUUCUCAACAAGGCACCUUCCUUCCAUA